UUGAUUUUUAUACUUUUGCUCAUUUUGAGCAGAUUAUACUCUUGGGUGGAUCUUGCACCCGGUUUUUAUUUAAAAAAAUUUAGUUGAUUUUGGAUUUAUUUAUGUCUCACCAUAUUGAUUAAUGUAAUUUUGUUAUGAAAAUCUUGGCAUGCAUCGUGUACAUAGAAUACUACUCUAGUAUACAUAUUAUUAGAGGUUAUAGAUUCAAGGACUCAAAUGGUCAGGGAGUUACCCUUUUGUUAAGAUUUGACUCAUUUUGUAUCUUUCAAAGCUAGAUCAUACGAGAGAGUAUUUGAGUUUUAAGACCUAAAUUCCCUGUUUAAAACCCAAUAAUUUUAAGUUGGUUCUAAAUCAGGUCAACCAACCCACAUUUCAAAAACAAACAAAAGUAAAAGUUGGAGCACAAAUGCAUGGGCAAAAAAACGUCACUGAUUCAACUCAUUCAAGGGUUAGUCAUUUCCUCACCUAUUUUUAACAGCUAGAGGGCUAAUUUUCUUAUUUUGUGAAUUCAAGACAGCCUGGAAGAGUACCUGAUUCUUCAUUAUUUCCAAGUUCCAAGAGAAUUAAACAUGUAAACCCCACAAACAAUUAAAGAAAUGCAAUCUAUCUUUUGGAAUCACACAAUUAGCAAACUUCAUUAAAGCCAAAUUAAACUUUAUAUUCUUUUUAUAACACAAAAUCUCUUAAAUAAAACCCAAAAAAAUCCCAGAAAACAAAACUAUGGAAAAUGACAAGAACAGAUUCCCUGUUAAUUUUAUUGUAAAACAUUUCAUCCUUUCACCACCAUGCUUGGUUUACAGUAAACUGUACUGUCACUCUCUUUCAAGCUGUUGUUUCUAUCUACUGCCCUGCCACUUCUUCUACUUGCUCAAUCAGAGAGAUAAAGAGAAAAAUACCCCACUCAAUGAAUUCUGCUUGACUUUUCAAGUUUGCAGUCUCUUAAAGUGGUAAAAGAAACUUCCAUGCUCAAGCACUACAAUGAUUUGAGGUUUUUUUGAUGAUUGCAUCUUAACCCAACAAGAAAUUGGUUAGUUUUGUGGGUUUAUUUAAAUGAGAAUGGGUUAUUGGAGCUUGUAUUUAAUAAUCUCAGUCUCAUUGAGUUUCUGCAUAGUUGGUACUUCUCAGUUGCAAUCCUCGCAAAUUCAGGUGCUUAUGCAAUUAAGAAAGCAUUUAGAGUACCCUGAUGAAUUGGCAGUGUGGAAUGAUAAUAAUGCUAAUGUAUGUUUCAUGUCUCCGUCGACAAAAAUUAAUGUCACUUGUGAAGUAGAUGUUGUUACUGAGCUUAGGAUUAUGGGUAGUAAGCCUUUCAAAGUAGGCAAAUUUGUUGGGUAUGCAAUUCCAAAUCUGACCUUAUCAGAUAGAUUUUCAAUGGAUUCCUUUGUUGCAACUUUAGCAAGGCUUACUAGCUUGAGAGCUCUUAGCUUGGUGUCUUUGGGCAUAUGGGGUCCGCUUCCGGAUAAAAUUAACAGGCUAUCUUCUUUGGAGUUUCUUGACCUUAGUUCAAAUUUUUUGUAUGGUUCUGUUCCACCAAGGAUUGCCACAAUGGUGAAGCUUCAAACACUAAGACUUGAUGGUAACUUCUUCAAUGAGAGUGUUCCGGAUUGGUUGCAUUCGCUAUCCAAUCUUUCGAUCCUAAGCUUGUCAGAUAAUCACUUGAAGGGUCCAUUUCCUGCUUCAAUUAGGAAAAUCAGGACUCUCAGUACUCUUGCAUUGUCAAAUAACAAGAUUUCUGGGGGUUUGCCUGAUUUGAGUAGUUUAAGUGGCUUAAAAAUGUUGGAUUUGAGUUGGAAUGAACUGGACUCGGAACUACCCAAAUUGCCUGGAGCUUUAUUCAUGGCAUUGCUGAAUAACAACUCCUUUACUGGUGAGAUACCGCAGGAAUUUAGGAAACUGAACCACUUGCAGCACCUUGAUUUGUCACUGAACCAUCUUCAAGGAAGACUACCCACCAUUCUUUUCUCCUUGCCUAACAUUAGUUACCUGAAUUUAGCAUCAAAUGAGUUGAGUGGAUCACUCCCCAUUCAUUUGGCAUGUGGCAAGAAACUCGAGUUUGCUGACUUGUCGAACAACAGAUUAAUCGGCGAGAUUCCCUGGUGUUUAAACAAAAUUACUGCUCAAUUUUAUGGAAAUUGUUUGACAGCCGGUGGAGUAAACCAGCAUCCGGAGUCAUAUUGUGCCAAGAUGCAGCAAAAGAAAAACAACUACUCAGCCAAAAGUGCAUUAGCUUUAGUUGGUGUGAUUGGAGGAAUUGUUGCAGUGGUAGGACUUCUGGCUUUUGGAAUCCUGGUGAUUUAUAGAAAAUACUGCCCAAGAGGCUGUCAAGAACAGAGUUUGUUGCAGAAGCAAGUUCAGGAAAACAGUGUAACUGGGGUGACCUCUGAGAUACUAGCAAAUGCAAGAUAUAUAUCUGAAGUUUCUAAAUCUGGCACACAAGGAAUCCCAGCAUGUCGAACAUUUUCCAUGGAAGAGCUGAAAGAAGCUACCAUGAACUUCGAUAAAUCUGCCCUGAUGGGGGAAGGUGCUAGGGGCAAGAUGUAUCAAGGAACAUUACAGAGUAAAACCUUAGUAGCUGUAAGGUGCCUAUCACUGUCAAAUAAAUACACCACUCGUAAUCUCAAGCUUCGGUUGGACCUUUUGGCAAAGCUUCGCCACCCACAUUUGGUUUGCCUUCUGGGUCACUGCAUUGACACUGGAGCAAAGGCUGAUUCUAGUGGUAACAAGGUCUAUCUUAUAUAUGAAUAUGUGCCUAAUGGAAAUUUACGCUCCCAUCUUUCUGCAAAUGCCAUGAUUUCAGAUCUUGGUCAAGUAAGAGCACUCAAAUGGCCCGAGAGAUUGGUAAUUCUUAUUGAUAUUGCCAAGGCUGUGCAGUUCCUUCACACAGGAAUCAUUCCGGGUUUCUUCAACAAUCGACUGAGAACCAAUAAUAUCUUGAUUGAUGAGCAUCGAAGGGCAAAGUUAAGUGAUUAUGGACUGUCAAUCAUCUAUGACGAUGAUGAAUUUGGGGGAAAAGCUGCUGCUAAGUCAUGGCAAAUGAAAAUUAUCGAGGAUGACAUUUAUUGCUUCGGAUUUAUACUACUAGAAUCCCUCAUUGGUCCGUCGGUGGCCGCUAAGAAGAAGGCAGUUCUGCUAACUGAAAUGGCAUCGUUUGGUAGUGAGGAAGGUCAGAGAAGAGUCAUAGACCCUAUUGUAUUGUCAACUUCCUCGAAGGAAUCAUUGACGACAGUCAUCUCAAUAACCAACAAAUGUGUUUCUUCCGAAUCAUCAACACGUCCUUCUUUUGAGGAUGUGCUUUGGAAUCUACAGUAUGCAGCUCAGGUUCAAGCAACAGCAGAUGGUGACCAAAAAAUUGGUUCCAUGGCACAACCGUGAGUUUCUUCCUGUAUUGAUACUGGUGUAUAAUUUCAAAAUGUCAUGUUUAGGCAUCAACAAACAUAUAUCUCUAGAGCAGAGCAAAGCACAUAUUAUU
Molecule: messenger RNA, 3466 nt
Organism: Chenopodium quinoa (quinoa)
Lineage: Eukaryota; Viridiplantae; Streptophyta; Magnoliopsida; Caryophyllales; Amaranthaceae
Product: probable inactive leucine-rich repeat receptor-like protein kinase At3g03770
Exons: 8
Coding region: 1051-3369 (772 amino acids)
Biological process (GO): protein phosphorylation
Molecular function (GO): ATP binding; protein kinase activity; protein binding
Source: RefSeq, a predicted model, not a curated record